GGUAAUGAGUGGGACUGUAGUAUAAAAGAAUGAGUCCCAGCCAAACUUUACGAGGACAACACUUGUCAGGGUUUUAAACAUGGUUCGGUUUUCCCUAGCAUCAGUACUUUUACUGGCUGUCACCAGCACAGCCAUCGCUGGACCAAUAAGUGAUUAUGGUGGUGGUGGAAUUAAAGUAGUACCUUACCACGGAGGCGGCGGUGGAGGCGGCGGCGGUGGCGGUGGAGGCCAUGGCGGAAGCUGGCACCAUGGAGGUGGUCCAUACCAUGGCGGACAUGGCGGACAUGGCGGAAGCGGUAUCGGAGGAGGAUCAGCACAUGCACAUGCCCACUCUUCAGCAUCUGCCCAUGCACACCAUUUUGGACCAGGAGGAUCUUCACAUGCAUCAGCUGGCUCAUCAUCCCAUGCAUCCGCAUCCCAUAAUGGUUUAGGAGGUGGCAGUGCUCAUGCACAUAGCAGUUCCAGCGCCCACGCUCAUUCCGGUGGAUUCGGUGGAUUCGGCGGUAUUGGCGGUAUUGGCCCAGGAGGAAGUGUUGGAGGAGGUAAUGGCGGUAUUGGUGGAAUAGGCGGCGGUGUUGGCGGUAUUGGCGGUAUCGGUGGUAUUGGCGGCGGCGGUGGACCAGGCGGUAAUGGCGGUAUCGGAUUCGGACCAGGAUUCGGAGGAGGAUUCGGACCAGGUUCAUCUGCUAGUGGAUCCGGAAGUGGCAACGCAUUCGGUGGUCCAGGAGGUUCAAGCGCAAGCGCAAACGCAGCUGCACGUGCAAAUGCAAAUGGUGGCGGUGGAUUCGGUGGACCAGGUACCCCAGGAAACUCAGGACCACCAGGCCAACCCGGAUUACCAGGAGCACCAGGACAACCAGGACGUCCAGGAAAUACCCCACCAGGUCAACCAGGAAACUCCGGACCACCAGGUCAACCAGGUAACCCAGGACGUCCAGGCUCUUCAGGAAGACCAGGAGGAUCCGGACAACCAGGAGGUCCAGGACGUCCAGGAACCCCAGGUAAACCAGGAAACCGAGGACAAUCCGGACAGCCAGGCGGACCAGGACAACCAGGUCACCCAGGAGCAGGAGGACAACCAGGACGAAACGGAAAUCCAGGAAACCCCGGUAAAGCAGGAACACCAGGUCACUCAGGAACACCAGGAUCACGAGGAUCUCCAGGAACCCCAGGAACACCAGGACAACCAGGAAUUCCAGGCACCACUGGAGGACGAGGACCAAGAGGACCAGCUGGUAUCAUCGGAUUAAUCGGACCAAAAGGAAAUCCAGGAGAGCCAGGAAAUCCAGGUGCCCCAGGAGGCCCAGGAUCUACAGGACCACAAGGACCACAAGGACCAGCCGGAGGACCAGGAGCAUCAGGCGGACCAGGAGACAAAGGUGCACCAGGUACACCAGGAGGAACUGGACCAAGAGGACCAAUCGGACCAUCAGGACCAUCAGGAGCACCAGGGGACCAAGGACCACAAGGAGGUAGAGGAUUACCAGGACUCGGAGGCAAACCAGGAGCUAAAGGACAACAAGGAUCAAAUGGAGACGUUGGACCACAAGGACCAUCCGGCCCAGCAGGACCACAAGGCCCACAAGGAAAGAACGGUGUCAAAGGAGCAGCUGGAGACCAAGGAGCUAGAGGACCAGAAGGAAAAGCCGGACCAGCUGGACCACAAGGAGAACAAGGACCAAAAGGACCAUCAGGAGCACAAGGACCAGCCGGCCCAGCCGGACCAUCAGGAGAACAAGGACCAGGAGGUGAAAGAGGAGCACAAGGACCACAAGGAGCUGAAGGACCAAGCGGACCAGCAGGCCCAAGAGGACCAGCUGGAUCCCAAGGACCAAGUGGUGAACACGGAGCACCAGGAGCACCAGGUAAAAAAGGACCAAAUGGAGACCGAGGAAACCAAGGAUCACCAGGAGCACCAGGCAAAAACGGAGCACGAGGAGAUAGAGGAUCAAGAGGAAGCAACGGAUCACCCGGCAGAUCAGGAUCACCAGGAAGCCGAGGAAAAGCCGGACCACAAGGACCACAUGGACCAAGAGGAGCACGAGGAUCACAAGGACAAAAAGGACCACGUGGAGACCAAGGAGCACCAGGUAUUAUUCGUAUUGUUAUCGAUGACCAGAGAACAGGACCAGAAGUUGCAGAAUUCCCAGGAUUUGAUGGAUUCGGUGGAUUCGGAGGAGCAUCAGCUAAUGCAGGAAGUUCAGCAAAUGCAAAUGCUGGUGGACCAGGUGGAUCCGCUGGAGCAGGUUCAUCAUCAGGAGCUAACGCAAACGGAGGUGGAUUCCCAUUCGGAGGACCAUUCGGAGGAGCAGGAGGUGGUCCCGGAGGAGCAGGAGGUCCCGGAGGAGCAGGAGGACCCGGAGGAGUAGGAGGUGGAUUUGGAGGUGGACCAGGAGGAGUAGGAGGUGGAGUUGGAGGAGGACCAGGAGGAGUAGGAGGAGGAGUAGGAGGUGGACCAGGUUCAGGAGGAUUUGGUGUAUUUGGAGGAGGAUCUAGCGCCGGGGCAUCAUCAUCAGGAUCAGCAUCUGCAUCUAACGGUGGACCAUUCGGAGUACUCAAUGUAGGACCAGGAGGUGGAAUCGGUGGUGGAAGCGCAUCAGCAUCUGCAGCAUCUAGAGCACAUGCAAACGCUUUUGGUGGUCUCGGAGGCGGAAGUGCCUCAGCCGGUAGUCAUUCCUCAUCUAGCGCACACUCAUUCGGCGGACACAACGUAUUCCAUAGUGUGAUCCAUCAUGGAGGUCCAUCACAUGCUUCAGCACAUGCAUCUGCUCAUGCCCAUGCAUCUUCAAGCGGAGGUCACGGAGGUCAUGGAGGAGGUCAUGGACCAGGAUACACUCCAUACAAACCUGGAUAUUAACUUUGAAUUGACUUCUUUGUAGUAAAAUGAAUGUUUAUUGUAAUAUUAAAAUCUGCAGUCUUCGUA
Molecule: messenger RNA, 2923 nt
Organism: Mytilus trossulus (common blue mussel)
Lineage: Eukaryota; Metazoa; Mollusca; Bivalvia; Mytilida; Mytilidae
Product: collagen alpha-1(I) chain-like
Exons: 31
Coding region: 80-2857 (925 amino acids)
Source: RefSeq, a predicted model, not a curated record